Messenger RNA from Xyrichtys novacula (pearly razorfish), 6228 nucleotides. The record is from the annotation of a GenBank genome assembly. Lineage: Eukaryota; Metazoa; Chordata; Actinopteri; Labriformes; Labridae.
AAUAAGAUACACCAGUGAUGCUAACCAGCUGUAUAGCAUGAGCUAGCUUCGCCGGUGCUUUCCGUCAGCUGCUCACCUUGCGUUGUCACAAGAUAGUCUUAACUCGUCUCCAGUUAACUUCAGUGUAAUUUAGUAACCAGCUGCGCAGCUGAAUGCCAGCUACCGCGCUGUCUGUGUUUUAGCAUAGAGUCGAGAUUUCACGCUGCUGAGGCGCUAAAAUGAGAGAAAGGUGAGUAUGUGGCUCCACUGCAAACCUCUGAAAAAGAUAGGGCUGACUUAAAGCGCUCUACUGUGCUGUUAGCUGAAGCUACAUGAGCGAGUGAUAGCCUGUUGGUUAGCAUGCUUGUAAGUUACAGCUAGCUUACGUAAAUACCAGAACUGCUUGGUUUCAGGUCUUGAUUUUACUCUUUUCUGGUACAGUUCCUUGUUUUGGCAGACCAUAGAUAGGAAGCGGUCAGCCUAAACGCCAGUGAACAUUAGCUGCUCAAAGCUAGCCACAGUCCACUCCCAACGUUAGACGUAUGUAUUUGCAUUUUUCCUCACGCUGUCACCAUCUUUGCCCACACGGGUGGGGUCCCUACAUUAUACCUACAAAUGCACUCUUACCAUGUUCCCUCUGUCUUUAUCGUGUACUCAACAUUGUCUCGUUCUCGGUGUUAUCUCUGGUAGUACAGAUAUCUGCCAGCCUCAUACUACAGCUACAUCUGUAUCUGAUCUGCCAGAUGAUUAUGUAAAGUUGAGGUCUUCACUGUAUUAUGAGUUCGUGCCAACGUGAAAUACACCACAUCCGGUGUAGAUGUACUAGAGAGAUGACAAAUAUGCUCUGCUAAAGGAAUUAACGACAGAAGUGGCAAUCUGCACAUGACCGAUGCUUCAGUGGGCCACAGACAGAAACAGUCAGCCAACCUCAAUCAACAGUAGUAUGGUAUUCUUCCACACAACUGUUCAUCGAGACUGGUUUAAGAUUUCUCAGAGUUGGUUGACAUGGGCUUUGAAUAUUUCAGUCCAAUAAAAUAACUGAGUAACUUAUUCAUUCAGCAACUCUUUUAACUCCUGGAGAAUUUUUAAACUUUGAUAAGUAUAAUCAAACGUGUUCAUAUUUAAAAUAUUGUUUCCAAGCCAAUCUGCAACUAGCUAAUGGGAGGCAACUUGCAAACAUUCAUAGAUAUGUGCUUAAAUGUGAGUUAUCCUUUCAUUGAUACAGUCUUUCACUGGUUAAAAUGAUCACAGGCUGAGUUUUUUGCCAAAUGUUUUCAUUUUCUAUAUGGAACUUAAAGGGAUAUUCCGGCAUAAAUUAAGUUAGGGUCAAACACACUGUAACACAGACUUAGACACCCCGUUAAGAGGUGAAUGUUGCCGACCGCUUGCUUCUCUAGUUAUACAAAUUUUAGCAAUGACCGCAGAUUGCAAUACAGAGAGCCACAUGCUCAAGCAAAAAGUCACUCUAUAGCCACAAAUAAUGCUCAGAACAGCACCUAACUUCAUCAACAGUACAUAUAGGGUCCCAGCCAUAGUACUAGCCAUCAAACAUCUUUUAAGCUUUGCCUGAUUUCUUUAGCAAAGAGACUAAACACAACUUACCGUCUCUCUUCCAGCAGCCGCUUGUUUGUAGCGAGACCUCGGGCGAGUCCAUCGACUGCGGCGGGGUGAUGCAGCUCAAGGAAGAACAUUUAUGAUCAAUACUUUAACAUUUCCUUGAAGUAAUAAUCACCAUAUUAAUCAUUUUGCACUGGAGACGCAGUAGUUCUUCUGACUUAGUGUCUCAGUCUGAUUGACUUUCCAUGAGGAAAUUAUUAUAAAUGUUCUUCCUUGAGCUGCAUCAACCCGCCUCAGUCGAUGGACUCAUCCAGAGCUCUCCAUACAAACAAGUGGCUGCUGGAAGAGAGUAGGUGAGUUGUGUUAAGUCUCUUUGCUAAAGAAAUUAGGCAAACCUAAAAAAGAUGUUUGGUGGCUAGUGCUGUGGCUGGGACCCUAUAUGUACUAUUGAUGAAGUUAGGUGUUGUUCUGAGCAUUAUUUGUGGCCAUAGGGUGGCGUUUUGGUUGAGCGCGUGGCUCUCUGUAUUGCUAUCGUGCAGUCAUUACUAAAGUUGGUAUAACGAGAGAAGCAAGCAGUUGGCAACAUUCAUCUCUCGGCGGGGUGUCUAACUCGGUGUUACGCUGUGUUUAACCCUAAAUUAAUUUUACGCCGGAAUAUCCCUUUAAAACUAAAACCAUUAUCUAAAUAUUUAAUGUCUAAUUAUUCAACUGUUUUCCUCUCUUCCUUGUGCUCCUCUGUGGAUCUGUGUGUGUUUUCAGAGUGUGCCCCGUGUGACUCAGCUCUCGUGUAGCCAUGGAGAAGCCCUGGAGGCUGUGGGGGGCAGUGGAGCGUUGCACCCUUACUUUGGCCUCCUGGUCGUGGGGCGCUUGUCGAGUCUCUCUUCUGGCUCUCAUCCUCACCUUCCAUCUGUAUGGGGGAUUCUUGCUCCUGGCUCUGAUCCUGGCCUCUGUGGCGGGUAUCCUCUACAAAUUCCAGGAUGUGCUUCUCUACUUCCCGGAUCAGCCCUCCUCCUCUCGCCUUUAUGUUCCCAUGCCAACAGGAAUCCCACAUGAGAAUGUGUACAUCCGCACUAAGGAUGGUGUGAAGCUCAACCUCAUUCUGCUUCGUUACACAGGAGGGGACACACCUCCUGGAGUCGCCCCUGGAAAUCAAAGCAGCCCCACUUCCUCUUCUCCACCCACCAUCCUUUAUUUCCAUGGUAACGCGGGUAAUAUUGGUCACAGGGUGCCAAAUGCCCUGCUGAUGCUGGUAAAUCUGAAAGCCAACGUGGUGCUGGUGGACUACCGUGGUUAUGGGAAGAGCGAGGGAGAGCCCAGUGAGGACGGGCUGUACCUGGAUGCAGAGGCUACACUGGACUACGUCAUGACCCGCCCUGACCUGGACAAGACAAAAGUGGUACUGUUUGGCCGCUCACUGGGGGGCGCUGUGGCUGUACGUUUGGCAUCAGCCAACCCUCACCGUGUGGCAGCCAUUAUCGUUGAAAACACCUUCCUCAGCAUCCCCCACAUGGCAGCCACACUGUUCUCCUUCUUGCCCAUGCGCUUGCUGCCUCUGUGGUGCUACAGAAAUCAGUUUCUGUCAUACCGGCAGGUAGCUCUGUGUCGCAUGCCCUCGCUGUUUGUGUCCGGCCUGUCGGACCAACUCAUCCCACCAGUAAUGAUGAAACAACUGUAUGAGCUGUCACCUGCGCGGACUAAGCGCUUGGCUAUCUUUCCCGAGGGCACACACAACGACACAUGGCAGUGUCAGGGCUACUUUGCUGCUUUAGAGCAGUUCAUGAAAGACCUGCUGAAGAGCCACGCCCAUGAGGAGAGUGCUCAGCCCACGGCCAGUGUCACCAUCAUCUAAAAAGUACUGUCAAGGACUGACUGCUGAUAUCAGGUGGAGGUGGAGGCUGUUGUGGAAAUUGAUCAAACGGACUCAAACGAGUUUUAGAAAGAAUGUACAUUUUUUACGCUUUUGUCUGGGUUCUUGUUUUAUUUCCCUCUUUUUACCUCUCUGUAAAUUUAAUAUAUUGUUACAAUGAUUUGACUAUUUCAAGAUUUUUAAAGAAGGUGAUUUUACCUUCAAGGGUUCUUUUGUGUUGCAGCUAUGAAUGCAUGUAUCUGUGACCCUUUAUGAAUGAAGCCAGUACAUACAUGCCCACACACUUUGAAGACACAGCACAACCACAAAAGAAUAAGCUCAUAUUGGUCUGCUGAAACAAAACAAGAUCACUGAAAUAUCGGCUUAGAGAACGAUGUCUACUAUAAUUCAGAGAAAUCUGAUAGCUACUUGAAAUAAAGUUACAACUCCUCUGAAAAUGUGGACACUGAUCAUUUGGAAGUCUCUACUGUGUGCGUGUAUAUAAACUUUGUAAUACAGUGCACGUUAUUGUUUGGGUUUACCGAAGUCAGAUUUUUUUUUAAAAUGAAAAACAACUUUGACAGGCGAGUCAUUUUAUCCUCUCUUUGCAUCGAGAGGACUUGCAGCAGCUUAGUAUGUCAUGACAUUGUACUUAUUACUUUUACCCUGACUUUUUAUGGUACAGUAACAUGCUGGAAGAAAAUUUUCAGUUGAGUCAUUUGUUUAGUCAUCAGAAAGGAUGGCUAAGAUGAAGUGGUCAGUUUCAUAAAAGUGGCACGUGGGCGACUUCUGCUUAUCGAAAAGAAGUUCCUGAGAUCUUUUUUUUUUUUCCUGUCAAACUGUGUCUGUUGCAGUCUGAUUGGAUUUAUUCGGCUCAUACUAAACAAGCAGGAGUGUCUUUACUCUUAAACUGGCUCAUGGUGAUACUAAGCAGCUUUGGCUCCUGCGCAAACAUUCUGUCUGUGUGGUUUGCAGUUAAGGGAUGGCUUCAAAUGAUCGAAAGUCUGUCUCAGUCCAAUAUGGUAAUUCAUGCCCCAUAUGUUCACUGAAAGAUGUAUUGCUCGCUUGCAUGAUCCUACUGUCUGUACUGACUUUGUGAAGAUCAGUUUUAAUGUAACUUUCGUCGAGAAAAUUAAACAAAAUACUGGGUUAUGUUUAUAAAAGAAAGAGAAUAUGAAGCUGAGUGGAGUCUUUGGCAUUCAGUACAUUAGCCUUUUUUUCCCUAUUUCUCAACUCAGAUUAAAAAGGAAGUGUUUUGGCAAAUUCUUCGAGGGGUUUUCUGUGGAAAUCAGGGUCUGAUAAACUUCUCAUGUAAUUCCUCGAGUUCCUUUUUCUACGAACACGAGUUUGUAGAUUUUUUAAAAACAUUUUUGGCCUUUAUCUACUCUAACCAUACACGCAAGGGUUCCUCAUAUGCCAGUACAGACUGCAGGAAUGAUCAGUCAUCAACCUCUAAUGUGGUCAGGUCAGUAUUGUGUAAAAAACCAACGGCUUGAGGUCUUACAAUAAGAUGUAAGACUUCUGAUGAAACUAAGUGACUAUGUUUGCAAGUAUCAUCUGCAUAAUUGAGAAUUGGAUGAGUUUUGUUCCUUGUCUUGCCCCAUGUGUAUAUAGCAAAAUGGCUUUACUCACUUGGAGGGCUUUUGAUGAGCUAAUUAACCUUUCCCUCAUGUCUUCCAGAGGGUGGAGUGGAGCCCGAUGACACUGUUGUCUGCUCCUGCUUUCCAAAUGCAGUAUGCUGCACUGCAGUGGUAUCAAAGCCAUUUGAAUACAGUUCUCUUCAGCCAUAUUUCACACUGUUUAAAACACAGCAUGUGAAACAAAGUUCAGCGAAAGUCAAAGACCAAAUUAGUGUGUGUCAAUGUAAAAUAAAAUUGGACUGUGGGCUCGAGGCUAUCAUGAAUGUGAAGUGUGGUCCUUAAUAUGAAUGAAUAUAAAACAAUGUAUAGGUGGUCUUUUUUCCCCCUCAUUUGUGACUUUAAGACAUUUUGUGUAUUAACAAAUCCAUAAACUGCAUUUAAUUUCGUUGUUUUUAGCCAGUAGUAUGUUUAUAGAGCAUGUUGUGCAAUCAGACUUCAACCAUGUGAAUAUACAGUAUACUCCUACAAAUUUUGUUUGACACACCUCUGCUCUUAGUUAGCAUCACGCCAUCUUUUGAUUUUAUGAACAGAUGAACGAACUUGUCCUUCACUUUAUUUUCUUGGUGAGUAUCCUAAUGAGAAAUAAUUCUGAGUGGUACACUGAGGUUUCAUUCUAAACAGAUAUAGCCUAUUGUUUCUGUGCAGCACCCUGUUGGUGAAGGAAACAGCUUCAACUGAAUGUUGAUUUUUUUUUUUUUUUAACAAAGGAAAUAAUUUGCCUGAUAGUGUGCUCAUGCACCAUGGAACAUAUUUUAUAUGUUUGUAUGAUUGUGAAUAAAACGGAGUGAGUGCUGCUGAAAAUACUGACAUAAAUCUGAAUUUCAUUUACUAAGAUUGUAUAUGAUGAUGUUGAGUCCUGGUGAAUUCCUGUAAUGAAUCUGCAGUUGACAUUUUUUGUGAUCACUUCCAUUGACAUACAGAUAAUUCUUACUGAAGAAACUGAUAGGAUGUGUACAGUUUGACAUCUGAAUGAUUCAUCUUUCUCUUUGGUACAAGGCAUUCAGUUUGAGGGUUUUCCAUUUUUAAGUAACGUUUCUUUUCUAUUUCAGAACAAUGUCGAUGACUUCUUUUGUAAGCACACAUUUUCACUUUCUAUUUUCUGUACUGUAACAUGCAAUAAAUUGAUACAUUAAAAUGGCUUAUCUUUAUCGUUUUUCAGCUUUUUUUAAUGUAAGAGUUCAAAUAAAGUCGUGUGUCUUGGCAUAA